Arachis ipaensis is the source of this 1121-nucleotide messenger RNA. The record is from RefSeq and is a predicted model, not a curated record. NCBI's taxonomy places the organism in Eukaryota, Viridiplantae, Streptophyta, Magnoliopsida, Fabales, Fabaceae.
AUGAAUGUGGAUAUGAUAGAAGGGCUGGUAGAGGAAAUGUUUGAAGACAACUAUUUGGAGCAUCAGGAAGAACAAGGAGAGGAAGUGGUAGAAAUUUCUAUUGAAGACAAGAAAGAGGAUAAACCAAAACAGGUGUUGAAGCCUCUCCCUCCUCACCUCAAAUACGUGUUUCUUGGGGAAGCAGAGGCAUUACCAGUGAUCAUAAAUUCCUCCCUGAACAUGGAUGAGGAAGCAAGAUUGAUUGAAGUAUUGAAAGCUCACAAAACAGCCUUGGGGUGGACAAUUGAGGACAUCAAAGGCCUCCCUUGGCGCUCACUAUCGCAAACCCUCCGUCGAUGCUCACUCUCUCUCGCAAAACCUCAAUCGUCACUCCUCCCUCCAUGGUUCAGCACCCGCCGCGUUGCCGUCUCCCUCUCUGAAGUCGUCGCGCCGCCGUCUCCAUCUCCGUCACUCGUCGCACCUCCGUCAGCCACGUUCAGCAUUCGCAGCACCGUGGAAUUGAAACAACAAGGGAUACAAGAAGAAAGGCUGCAGCUGCUUGUUAAUGUUACUGGAGCUUUUAGGCCUGGAGUGUUGACAACAUUGGUUGGAGUAAGCGGGGCUGGAAAAACCACGCUAAUGGAUGUCUUGGCUGGAAGAAAAACUGGAGGUGUUGUGAAGUGCAGCCGCUCUGCUGGCCAUGCCGGGAAACCUGCAGUUAGAUGGACUGAGAUACAAAGCUGGUUUGAGGAUAGGCUCCAAGACUUACCAGAUGACCCUAAUAAUGAAUUGAUGAUUCCCGAAGACCCUGAAUGUAAUAAGGAAGGUGAGCUCUCUUGAAUGCCUAAGGUUCUUAGCGUAGCUUGUGCUUGUGCUUUGCUCGAGCAGUGCCUAUCACUGCUGCUUAAGUAUGCUGUAGCCAAUGUAAUUUCUGUUAAGCUAUUUUUUUUGACUAUUUUGUUGCUUUAAAAUGUCUCAUAAAAACUGAAAUUUGGUUAGUUGCAGUGGAAAUGGAUUGUGACUUAAAGCAAGCUUUAACUAAAAUGUUAGUGAUUUGAACACUGGAUUUCUUUGCUUUAGGGAAGACUUUGUCUGAUAAUUAUGACAAUUCAGUUCUGUUCAGUUCUGUUCUGUUCUGACAU